CUGAGAUAUGAAAGAUGGCGACCCUGGCAACAGACGCAGUGUUUCAGGAAAAAACAAUCUGUUAAACAUGCUAUGAAAUGAGUUCAAGAAUAGAAAUGCCCCAAAUUGGGGAGCAAUCCUCCCCCUCCCUCCCUGUCCUGAGGGAGGGGCAGAACAGCCUGGUGUCCCCUAGCAGAAGUCCCCACUCCCUCACUCCCAGGCAGCAGGCAUCAACAUGGGCUGCUGAUGUCAGAAAAAGAGUAAGCCAGUGUAUAGAGGCAGGAGAGGAGCCCAGACAGGGGGAUGUUAGUGAACUGAAGCAGGAACUAGUGGGGGUCUUCAUCACAGCCCUCCAACAAAACAGCCGCCCAGGUUGGGUGUUCCUUCAUGAAGUUCUCAGCUUGGUGGAGCCAUACAAGGCUUUCCUUAAUCAAGUAGACAUAAAGCUUGAGAUGUCCCACUAUUUAGAGAGGAUCCUCCACACUGUAAACCUCCACAAAGAGAAGUUGUUUGACCUGCAGUUAGUGGAGUCACUGGCAAAAGUUUUUCCUGGUGACGUACAGAGAUUACGUCAGUCUGGAGCGUUUCCUGCUCGUAACUUUUGUGUGACCCCGGCUGGACACUCCAUCAAAGCUGUCAGCAUAUGUCCCCCUUCUCCCAAAAAGUCAAUCCAGUCCCCCAGGAAAAAUACUCUCCCAGACGGAACAAAUCCAUAUAAAACACAUGUUCCGCAUGAUGAUAGACAGAUGUCCCUAUAUAAACCCUUGACCUUGGGUGACCUUCAGAAAUCCAUUGCGAAUGUGGCCUCUGAGUUAGCAGCUAGUGAAUCCAUUUGGACUCAGAAAUCAGACGGAGGUAGAGUAGCACUAGCCUUACAAACAGAUCUCCCUCAAGAGAUUAAACCCAAACCCCCACCCUCCCAGCAGGCCACACCUAGAUCAUCUAUAAGUUCACUGCCACCAAAGACGGAGAGAAAGACCCCAAGGAUACAGGAGGAGCCAGUAUUAAAGCUGACCGGGAGGGAGGCUGUGGAAUACUUCGCUAAAUGUCACCACAUCGGUAAAAUCCAAUCCAUCUACUUCAACCAUGCUGAGAGUCGACACUUCAGGCCAUAUGAUCUUAUAUCUGUGCAUAAAAAUAAGGCUAACUCAGAACACUACAUUUUUUCUACGUUUGGAGUUCUCCACGUAUUUCCUGAUCGUCCCGCGGAGAGCCAGAGCUUGGCAGAGUGGCAGAGGGAGGCCGUAUUGUGGAAUGCUGUGUCAUCCAUUCCAUUCUUCAAAAACUUCCUUGUUCGAAAAUUGUUUUACAGGUGGCGCUACAACAAACUACACCUGGACUUCUCCAGACGACACGAGGAACUGACGGCUAACCUACUGCAGGCGGUACCUAUAUUUGGGGCGGCUCUCUUACAGGUCUCCAGGCUCCUGAAAGAGCUAAUCACAGUGAAAUUUCUGCCUUUUGAAACCGACAAAACAUACCAGUUGUUGGAUUUUGAAAAUAGUGCCAACUACAAAAAUAUUCAAGCAGAGAAAAUUCUUGAUAGAUUCUUUGGGUUCUGUAAGAUGGUGGUGGAAGUUACAGCAGAGGAAUCGUUUAAAAAACUCCGACAUUGUGAAGAACAAGUCAAAAAGAAAACAGUAUUUUCAAAAGACUCUUUGCACCUCCAAAAGCUAAAGAAGGAGACAAGAGAAUACAAUCUUAGGAAGGCCAAGAGUGAAACAGGUCGCCUUGGUAACUUUGUGAAGCUGGUAGAUCAGCUGAUAGUGGAGCACAUGUUUCAUGUCUGUAAAACACAGGUCAUGACCUUCGUGGAGAAGGUGCUAAGCAACCAAGAGGAAUCAAGAGAGGGGCUAUUCAAAGCUAACUUGGUCUUCUCCAAACAAGAAGUACUGGGUAUUUACCCAUCUAAGGAGAGGUUUUCCAAUGUUUUGAUGAGUACUUUGAAAGGAAUUCCAUCAGUGCUGUGUUCUAAGGCCAUUCCAAUGGAUGGCUCUGUGAUUGAUCCUGACAGUGAGGAUACAGAAACUUCACCCCACAAAUCAGAGGGGGCCAAAUCUACAGCAGAACUCAGUUGUAAUAUUCCUAGAGGUGGUAAAAGCACAGCUGCCACAACCCUCAGCUCUGUUAAACAAGAACAGCUGACCCCUCAGACCCUGGGGGAGGGGGACAAGCCCUCAAGUUCAGGAGAGACAACGGAUGGAGACCCGGGAGAGGAGGAGUCCCAGGUCGGGGGCGUGUCUCGGUCAGUAGCGGGGGAGGAAAUGAUCCCCAUCCCAGACAUAUACAGGCAUGCAACUGCCACAAAGGAUGAAGAUGAGCUAGGGGUCGCGACCCCUGACCUGGUAGUCCAGGGAGGGGAUCGGUUAGUGGUGUAUGGAGAGGGCUUCAUGGGACAAUACAGUCCAUUGUCCAGGGCUAACUUAGAGGAAAAACUGGAAAUGGACACUGAAUAUAAGAAUGCCUUGAAGCGGGAGGAAGAGAUCCUGAAUUGUGCCCUGGAUGAGAUAGAUAAUUACUGUGACAUGAAUAACUGGCUGGUGGACAUUUAUAAAUUCUGCCUGAACUGGACAAGUGAUUCUCCCAAAGAAUACAGAGGGGCCCCAGCAUUUACAAUUGAGCAAAGAUUAAUUGAGGUGCGACAAUGGCAGGAAAAAGUCCGUAAUUUUGACAAAAGCUUCACAACUGACAACGGGAUUUUCUUUGUGGACUGUUCUAAUAUACAUGACUAUCUUAUCCCACGCCUGUCACAAAUCAUCCAUGAUGUUCUCAAGUUUGUCUCUGAUGAGGCACGAAAGUUAGCUACAGAAUUCUGUGAUGAGAUGAAAGAGGUUCUGGAGAAUUUGAGGAAGAAAGAUUCCAGUAUGGCAGGCUUUGCUGUUUUUGCCAAAAAUUAUACGACCUACAAAAAGAAUGGGCCUCAGUAUCAACAGAGAGUUUCCUACAUCAAGUCUUUAUAUGAGACGUCGGAGGAGGAGAAAUUUGACGAGGACGUCCAGGCGGCCUGGGAGGCUUACCUUCUACAGCUUCAGGACGCCUCAGAGUUUGUCAACACACAGACGCCACUGAUGACUCAGAAACUGGAGGACAAGUACCAGCGUAUGGCAAAAGCCAAAACCUUCAAGCAGAAACUAGAAGCACUUAAAAACCCCAGUCUCUAUAUGAAACUAGAGAAGGAGGCCCUGGAACUAGCAGAGAUGGCCACCACUAAACAGUUCCUAGAUCCCACACAGAAUCCAACUAAAAUUCUCAUUGAGAUGCGGAGGAUUCGGGACAGAUUUUACGAGGUGGAGCGCGGUCUACAGGACGCCAGUAAAUGGCGGGAAGCUAUCUGUGGGGAGCCCUACGAUCUGGAGUUUCUGAGUGAGAUCAGCACUAAGAUGGACGUCAGACAGGAACUGUGGAAAUACGUAGAGGUCUCCAUGCAUGCCAUCAAAGACUGUAAAAUCAUGCUCUUUAAGAAGAUGAACAUUCGUAAGGUGUUGGAGAAGGUGAUUGAGUGGCAGGCGGCGGCCGGUCAGUUAAAGCCGUACCUCCCCCCGGGGGACCAGGUCCUGAGCUACUGGUUCACCUGUCUGGGAGAGUUCAAAAAAGAUCUCCCAAUCCUCCACAAACUGGCCAAUGAUGCCCUAAAGGAACGGCACUGGAAGGCAAUAUUUGUUGGAAUGAAUGAACCCUAUGACCCUAAUCGUCAGUUUACAGUAUCUGACCUUUUGGCCUAUGACCUUGAGCAGCACAGCGAGCUGAUCCAUCAGGUGUAUCUCGGAGCCAUCGCUGAGUACGAUCUCGAGCUCCGAAUUAAUCAGAUCAGCAAGUUCUGGGAGGAACAAGAGUUUAAACUGGCCAAGCACAUACCGGACAGUGUCAUCACCAGCAAAGAACAAGUGGAGAAGCAUAUGCUUCAGGAAGCAGAGAAUGAACCACCAAAGAGGUCGAACAGUCCUCGCCGUCGAACCAAACUAGAAAAAUACCGUCAGGAACGAGCGGCAGCUCAGACCGGGCCUUCCCAAGGACUUGACGUCACGCAGGACGAUUUCUUCAUCCUUAUAGAAGUAGAUGAACUCAAAUAUCAGCUGGAGGAUUCUCGUAUCAAUAUCUGUUCUAUGCUGCAAUCACCAUAUCUGGGAGAUAUGAGACAGGAAGUGGAAUUCUGGGAUAGUGCUCUCCAGCAGGUGGAGGAAAUAACAGAGCUAUGGUUUCAAUGUCAGAAAAAGUGGCUGUACCUUCUCAAAAUAUUUGAGCGACCAGAAAUGUACAAGAAAUUUAAUGGACCAGCCUUUAAAUUUGAAAAUGUGCAUACAAAAUUUAAAGACUGGAUGAGGGUUGUAUCCAAUAAUUCCAAAGUUAUAACUGUUGUGGGCAGAAAGAGGGGAGAGAAGGGAUUCCGUCUACUCCAGGGGGAUUACCUCAUCAACAUGUUCCUAGAGCUCAAUCAGAAACAGGAAGAGAUCCUGAAGUUCCUGAGAACACUGUUGGAGAACUGCCGGAUGGAAUUCCCACGUCUGUAUUUCCUCAGCGACGAGGACCUGGUUGUACUGUUGGGAAUUUCCCGCAAUCCCAAGGCUCUUCUACCGUUUGCUAAGAUGUGUUUCCCUGGAAUUGAAACGUUGAACUUUGCCCUCCCUGACGGUAUCUCCAGUAUGAACUCUGCCCUGGAUUUUGCUUUGAAUGCUGACAAGCUCCAGGUGACCAGCUUGAAGGGAAUUCUGGGAGAGGAAAUGGAACUUGUGGUGCGUGUUCAGGCCUUUCCUAAGGCAUCUAAAUGGCUGAAGGCCCUGGAGAACGUGAUGAAGAACACCACCGCCAUGAUAAUGCAGGCCUGUGUACAAACCCGCAUGGAGGAGGGUUCCCGCCAGCCAAUACACAUUCUGGAGGAGCUGUCCAAGCUAGACCAGGAUAUCCCCUCACACCAGGAUCUGACCAAAGAGAUCCAUCACACUUUCCGACACUGGCUGUUACGAUUCCCCGUCCAGUGUGUACUGGUAACAGAAGCCAUACUGUGGGAACGAAGUGUCAACAAAGCUCUAGAGAGAGGCACAUUAGAUGAUAUCAAGGCAAUCAGAACCAAUCUUGAGUCCAGACUGGAUCAAUAUACAGACAUCCUGAGGGAAACUUACAACUUCAAUGGGAAAGUCCCACCCAGUACCAAGCUCCGCCUACACACACUACUCUGUGGUCUGAUAAACCAGAGCUGUCACCAUAGAGAUGUUCUAGGAGCCAUUUUAGAGAGUUCGGUUGUAUCAGAUGGGGGCUUUGAAUGGCUCCGUGUCUUGCGUUACCACAUGGACAUACAGAAUGUUUUAAGGGCAAAGACAGAAGCUGUGGAGGUCAGAAGUCAAUCACAGGCAGUUCCCUCUGUCAGGUCAAGGACACAACAAAAAAGAUUGUCUUUGGCCACAAAGAUCCGUAUGGAACCCACAUUAGAAGAACCUCCCAGACUGACAAGAACAAAAACCACAGUGUCGACUGAUUACCAGUUUAGUGCCUGUUACCUCACACAGCUGGGGACCAGUUUUAGUUACGACUAUGAGUAUCAUGGCCCCUCUAAUCGCCUUGUCCUCACCCCUCUAACUGAGCGGGCAUUCCUCUCUCUCACUCAGGCUAUCAAAAACUUUCACUGUGGAACUUUAGUUGGACCAUCUGGGGUUGGAAAGUCAGAGACAAUCAAGGAACUGGCCAAGAUGUUUGGGAGGAACCUGUUUGUGGUGAACUGUAACGAGGACGUCGCGGUGGGGGUGAUGAUGCAGUACAUGAUGGGGAUGGUCCAGUCAGGGAGCUGGUCACUGUUUGAUGACACCGACCGACUGACCAAAGGUCUGAUGUCUGUGACAGCUCAGCAUCUAGAUUACCUUAAGACGGCCUUGAAGACACUAGAAGUGUCCAGUGAGAAUCAGUAUAAAAUCAGAGGUCAGCCUCGUUUUGACAAGAAGAUGGGCCUGGGAGAUAAGGUGAUUCGUCGUAACUCCCUGACCACCCUCCACCCAAUGCCCACCCAGGAGGCCCAGCCCGGGCUGGAGAGGCAGAAGACUGUCCCCCACGGCUUCAAUGAGAAGGGUUUGGUGACCUACUUUGAGGACACUUGGGUUUCUGAGAAAGACCGUCGUCGGCGUCAUUCCAUUGAAAAAGAAAUUGAGAUUAAGGAGUCGGAGUUCUACAAGAACAACAAGCCACCACCACUGUUUUAUGAACAUGUAAAACUUCGGGGUGGUAGAAAAUCGGCAACCCCAGAUUACAGCAAGCUCCUGAAUGACACGAUCUAUAUACACAGAAUCCUGGGUAAUAUUAUGUUUAAUGGCAAACUCAUACAGGCCAGUACCAAUUUUGGCUGCUUCAUGACCCUCAACACCGGGGCCAAUCCUGCCUCGCAGAUACCAGAGUCCUUCAAGUUGCUGAUGAGACAAUGUGCCAUGAUUGUACCUGACUUUAAAUUCAUCGUGGAAAUGUUUUUCUGUUUCCAAGGAUACAAGGAGGUCAAACUGUGGGCCAGAAAGCUGACCUUCCUGUUUGAGCAACUGAGAUUUCAGCUUCCAAGAAGAGAGACCUACCAGUUUGGACUGAAGGACAUUAAGUUAGUGAUGGAUGUAGCAGCCACUAAGCUGAGGGAUCAGAGAUUUGCGCUGGACAUUAUAGCUGAGAGUCAGAAGGGUGAAGGAAGAACACAGUCCCCCAAAUCCCCAAAGGAGGUACCUCAUUUGGACCCCCACACCUGGGAGGAGCACACACUGGUUUAUGGUCUGAGGGAAGUGAUCAGACAGAGUAUAGAGAGUGUGGAGGACUGCAGUGUGUUUGACAAUACCCUCAGAGAUGUGUUCCCCAGCACAGCAAGGAAAACCGUGGAACACGGAUACGAUGAACAACUAAUGGAGGCCAUACGCUGUCAGCUGAAGGAGGACAAACUGAAGGAUACAUCAGAGGUUGUUGAUAAGGUGAUGCAGCUGAAUUCAGCUCUGCAGCUAAAGAAGGCUGUGAUUCUGAUUGGUCCAGCAGGUUGUGGAAAGACCACCUGCAGCCAAACUUUGGCGAGAGCAACCAAUCGUCUGAACUUCCUAUUGUUUGCUCCUGAUCAUUCCAAGGAUGAGCUGACCACCAACAGAGAUCUUAUUUACUAUGCCAAAAAUAAACUAAAGGACAUGGAAAAUGAACCAGAAUUGGCGGGUGAUGUAUUCUUAGCAGCUAUUGACCCUUCUGCAAAAACGGAGAUGUCACAAGCAGGGAAGAAGAUGAAACGCAUCACAGCAAUGGUGGGAAAGGUGUCUGAGGCUCUGAAUGAGAUGCAGCAAACUCCCAAAACACAGGAAUACGCAGAACAUCCAAAGGUCAAUGUGGUGACCUUGAACCCCACGGCACUAUCACCACAAGAGUUUCUUGGUUCUUAUGUCAAUGGUAUGUGGAAGGGUGGUCUGUUUCCCAAGAUUCUCCAGGACUCUGGCUUCCUGUCGGAGGCCGUUCGUAAUUACAUCGCCGGACAGAAGGACCGUAAGGCCCGUGGUGGACAGGAACUCCCCUCCAUUUUACUAAGAUGGAUUGUUCUGGACGGGGUGAUGCACCCAGUCUGGACUGAGAGUCUUAAUACUCUGUUUGAUGAAGAAACGAAACUAUCACUGGCCAAUAGCCAACACAUCAGUCUCUGUGAUACCACUUCCUUGAUGUUUGAGACCAGCUACAUUGGUAACAUAUCCCCUGCCACCAUCUCCAGAUGCACCAUCCUGAACUUUGCACCAGACACUGUAUCCUGGAUGAACCUUUAUGAAUGCUGGGCAAAGGACGCAAAAACACGAUGGAUUAUCAACACUGCUGUUAUGAGGAUAUAUGAUGAGCUGGUGGCUGAUGUCUUCCCGCCCACCCUGAAGUUCCUCAAGUCCGAGUGCUGCCCCGCCCUACUGACAGAUGUGGGACACGACACCGCCGCCUCUAAUGAGGUGGCUCCGGGAAUACAGGAGGUGGGGACAUUCCUAAAAAUCCUGACCGUGCUUCUGGACCGCCUGUAUCUCAGGGAGGAGUUUGAGAGGCGACAGAGGACCAUGGACCUCGAGGAUACAGGGAUAGAUUCUCCGCGGAAGUCCCCCAGCAGUAGUCCAUCUCGACAGAGUGUCAGUCGUAUGACCAGCAGCUCACAGCUCGAGAUCGUCUUCCCUAACUAUACAGACAACAUGAAGGGAAUGUUUGCCUACGCCUAUGUCUGGAGCUUCGGAGCUCACCUACACGAGAGAUACAAAGAGAAAUUUAGUAAGUUUGCCAAUGACGUCCUGUACCGUGCCCGACAUCCAAUAAAAAUCCCCAUUGGAGCCUCUGUGUUUGAUUACAUUCUGGAUGAGAGUAGUGGGUCCUUCAUCAGGUGGUCAGAGAAAUCUCAGGAACGAUCCAAAAUUCUGGCAGGAGGAUUCACUAUUACACCAGAGGUGGAGAAGUAUACCCACAUGAUAGAGCUCAUGUUGGCGGCCCAUCAGCCAGUCUUACUCUCAGGAAUGCCAGGUGUAGGAAAAACUUCUCUGCUACAGACUAUGGUACUGCCCAAGCAAACCCACACUAAAGUGGUCAUGUCUAGAGCACUGAACAGUCAACUCUUCCUGAACUCCAUGCUGGGACAGAUCAUGGAGCUGAAACACCGAGCCACCAACACCCUCACUGGCCCAGGGCAGGUCCCCCCCACCACCAAAGGCAAACAGUCCCAUCUCUUCUUUAUUGACGAUCUCAACAUGGCUGCCAGUAACCCAGAAGGGGGUUACCAGCCCCCACUAGAGUUGCUGAGACAGAUCCUGGCACAGCGAGGGACGUAUGACAGGGGACGUCUAGAGUUCCAAACCAUGGAGGAAGCCAUGUUCCUGGCCUCCACCACACUCCCCAGUGUACCAGGAACAGGAUUAGGAACAGCCUGUCAUGUGAUGUCCUCACGUCUGACCCGCCUCUUUAUCAACUUCACUCUGUUUACCCCGACGACCGAGGUCCUUAUGUCCAUGUAUGGCCGCAAUAUCCAGCAUUGGUUGGAGGAAUUUCCAACGUAUUCAGUGGACCAUCACUUUGAACUGUCAAGGGCAAUGACACUUGGAUUGUUAGAAAUGUACAACAAAAUUAAAGAGAAACUCAAGCCUACUCCGACACAUGCCCACUAUGUGUUUAACCUCCAUGAUGUGGCAAGGGUCAUACAUGGAAUUCUGCUAAUGUCACCAAGGUCAAGGACACGGAAAAUGAUGAGGAGAAAGAAAGGGGGAAGUGAAUCAAGAGGAAGUAGAAGCAGUCUACAGAUGUCUCGCCAGGCAUCAUGGGAUUCCAAAUCACGGACUGUCAGUGUGUCAAGUAUGGGACCAACAGCAGAGAUUGGACAGUCUGCCCCAAUGAUGAAGGUCAUAGGUCAACUGUGGUGUCAUGAGGUCACAAGAACAUUUGCAGACCGCCUUAUUGCUGAGGAGGAUGUGUUGUGGUAUAGUCGUCUUCUAGAGGAGACAGUAACAAAAUAUUUCUGUAUGCCCAGAGACGACCCCAAAUCAGAAAUGGCUGCCAUCUCAGAGGAAACCUACUCACAAAGUGGUAGAAUGACCCCAACUACAUCCUCCCCCCGCCCUCCCACCCCUGAUGAAGAAUCGGAUGAGGAGGCAACAAAAGAGGAAACCAUCAAGGAACCUGAGAUGGACGUCACAGAUUCUGACCAGAAGUCAAUAAGUAACGAUACCCCAGUACAGAAAUCCGACAGCAACGAUACUCCAGCUCAGAAAUCAACCAGCACCGAGACUCCACAGGGCACCAAGUUCAGUAGUGAUACACCCCAGGGGAUAAAAUCCCAGCUCGGGGAAACACCCCUCCCAUACAGAGAGUCAGCUGAUACAGGAAAAGUGACCCUUGGGUCAGAGGUUACUCGUCAAACUGAGACUGAGGGACACUCGAGCGAGUAUGAGAGUGAGGUCACAGAAGAAUCAUCUGAGGAAAGUGAGGAGGAGACAACCACCACAGAGACUGAAUACGAAACUCCCAGAGACUUGCCAAGCGUUCAGUCUAAAACUGAUGCACAGAAUCAAGCCAGCGAGUUUUCCACAUUGACAGCUGCAAUCAAAGCGUCCGGUGGUAAAAGUAAAGACUCCAGUUCUAAGAGUGGCACUGACACCACCAGUGAAGUGGAGGCCUCGUCCCCGACACGAGCACCACAGGCACCGCACCAAGAACCACUGCGCUCUGAUAGUGAAGUCAGUGCCCUGGGUAAAUCCUCGUCUAACCCUAACCUGAAGAGCAGGGGAAGUCUGAAGAUGAAGACAGUCACAUUUAAGACAGGACUGCUGGCCGACUGGGAGCAUGAGGCUUACUUUGGUCCCCUUAUGAGUCUAGAUGAGAUUAAAGGUUCCAAUGACUCCUUGAUGGACAUUAUCUUUUCUAAAUUCUACAUGACGACGUACACAGAGACCCAGGGACUGCCAGUGGAAAAAGGCUAUGUGGAAGGGUCAGAGGAUAAUUUGAGUGAGGCUUUGUCCACCUGUCUGUCUGUGUAUAACGAGGGCACUUCCCAGAGAAUGGAUCUGGUCUUCUUCUCCGAUGCUGUCCGACACGCGGCCAGGCUAAGCAGAGUUCUAGCAAUUCAAGGAGGACAUGCUAUUCUUUUGGGAAUGAGUUACUCUACUGGGAGAGCUACACUAGCUCGCCUAGCAGCCUACAUAGCUCACUGUAAAAAGUAUCCAGGAUAUUGUUGUCGCAAAAAGUGCCGUGGGUUAUUUGAACCUAAGCCUCAGUCAGACUCCAGUAGAAAUCUACAGAUCCUGAGGGAGCACAUUAAGCGGGCGUGCUAUCACACUGGAAUUCUGGGUAAACCCACUGUGCUGUUGGUGCACGAAGACUUAGGAGAGGAAUGUUUACAGGAUGUUGCCUGUCUGAUGAAUGAAGGAACUAGUCCCGGGUUGUAUAGUGAUGAAGAGAUACAGAAUAUAGUGUCAGCCGUAAUGCCUGGUGGAGUCACCACUAAAAGAGUGGACAAAAUUGAAAUUGCUCUGGAACGCUUCCUGAAAAAGAUUCGCCAGAACCUACAUGUAGUCAUGUGUAUGAACUACAGAGGAAAUAGUUACUGCAGUGAUUCCCAGGUGUUCCAUCAGAGGAUAAUGAAGUACCCCGGGCUACUGAAGAACGCCUUUGCUAUAGACACUUAUAGACCCUGGAACUACCAGGCUUAUGUUAGGAUAGCCAAUGUGUGGCUCAGAGAUCAAAAGUCAGGGAUAACUAUACCCUGGCACCCUACACGUAUGCUGGACCAGAUCCUUCUGACCAGUCGAGCGAUGGCCUACAUCCACAUGUCUGCCAAAGUGGUGAUAGAGCGCCAGUACUGUAACCAGAAGGAGCCAUUACGAUUCUUCUCACCUCUCACGUUCAUGGAGUUUGUACACGUCUUCAGGGUCCUGUGUGCCUACAUUGUUAAGAGGGAAUAUGAGAAUAUCAGUAAACAUGAGCAGACUCUGGGGAAAGUGAAUGAAGCCUUUGGGAGUAUCUCUGAGUUUAAGAGAGAGGUGUCUGAACUGAUGCCAAAACACAAAGCAGCCAUGGCAGAAAUAAAGGAAUUAGUGGAGCAAGUAGAGGAGCAGAAACUACAAUAUAUACAGGCUUUAGACAGAUGUAAAUCCCAGGAACAGAAGAUAGAACAUCUACAGGGUCCACUAGAGGAGCUGAGGAGGGAGGCUCAGACCGAGUUUGACAAGCCUAUAACACAAAAGAAAUCCAUUGUAAAAAGACGACGGGGAGAGAUUGAAUAUUACACUCUCACCCAGUACAAGGUGAAUCCUAACUACCAUGCGGCCAUGACAGCCCUGGAGUACCUGAAUAAGGCUGACAUAGAGGAGGUUAAGUCAUACCGGCUACCCCCCAGUCUGGUGGAGUUUGUCAUGAACUCUCUCUGUCUGCUGUUUGAUGUACCUCAGGAUUGGGAAAAUGCUAAACUUCUGAUGAUCAAAGACAACUUCUUGGAGUCCAUGAUGUUCUAUGACAAAGACAACAUUCCAGAUGACAUCUACCUGAAACUCCGAAGAUUCAUUACAGAUGAAAACUUCCAAGUACACAAUGUUGCUGCAGUAAGUAAGGCUGCCGCAGGAAUCUGUAUGUGGGUUCACGCUGUGUAUCAGUAUGCUCACAUCCACCGCAACAUGCAACCCAGGCUCCGAAAUCUCCUAGAGCAUGAGGAUAAAUUCACCCUGGCUCAGGCAAAACUAGGUCAGCUGCGUGUGGAGGCAAAUCGCAUCAAGUCGGCACUGGAGAGCAAAAUCACUGUUCACAGAGCUGCUGUAAAGAGGGCCAAAACCAUAGAGAAACAUAUGCAGGGUAUUGAGAAGAAGAUUGCUCGCUCAGUGAAUUUGAUGGAACACAUGUCUAUGCAGCAUUAUCUGUGGAAGUCAGAGCUCCGUAAGGCUAAACACAAUGUUCUGACCGCCCCCGGGGACGCCCUGAUCACUGCUGCCUGUGUCCUGUAUCACGGACCCCUGUCUGACAGAAACAGGUCAGACCUUCAAAAUGAUUGGUUAGACAGAUGUCGCCAAGGAAACUUCAAUUACACUCCGCAAACAGGGCCCAAUGUUAAUCCUCACAGUACAAACUUAGGUGGACUUUAUGAAGGGUUAAAAGAGAAGGAAUCCAGUGCAGCGUCUAGUGUAAGAUCCUCUGAGAGUGCUAUAUCGGGGGUUCCCAGCAUGCCAGAGAUAAGAACAUUCACGUAUCUCCCCAGUAUUUAUGACACCAGUAAGUAUUACAAGUCGGAGCUGAAGAAGCAGGGCAGCAUGGAGUAUGAGACGAUCCCCGAGGCGGAUGAUUCUGAUGACGAAGACGAGGCCAGUCCACUGAUCACACGUAAUGGCUACCUGCUUCAGGAGAUACUCAGCGACUUUGAUGAAUUAUCUGGAUGGCGUCUGCACAAUCUCCCUACAGACCUUCACUCUGUACAGAAUGCACUACUGAUGAGAGUCAGUUGUCAUAAUCGUAAACACUGCUGUCCUCUCCUAAUAGACCCUGAUAACCAAGCGGAAAUCUGGGUCACGGCCCUACAGAGCAGUAGGAAUAUCUUCUCAGAACGUGAUGUCCGAGAUCAUGUCCCAGAGUUUGAGGACAUGCCGCUGGAUGUGUGUCAGUCCAAGGACACCGCCACCGAGCCCCCACCCAGCCGAGGCACCGCCCUGACCUACUCCUCAGAGUUUACACUGAAUGAUGAUUACAGGACGGACACCUCAGGAGUCCAAACAGCCACCUCUAUCUACACUGCAGCCACCAAAAGUGUCACUGGUCGACAUUCACAUAACACCUUCAAUAGUGAGGAACUUCGACCUUUAACCUCUGUGACUGCGAGCUGGGAAACUCUCAGUCAUCUCAAUGUACAACAGACCAUAGAACAUCCAGAAAACAACCUCUGGAUCAUUGAGGCGGAUGAUCCAGAUCUGGAUAGCCGGAUUAUUACUGCUGUGGUGCAUGGUGUGACCGUGCUGGUGACACACUUGGAGAGGAAAGCUUUAGACCCAGUGUACAGAGGUCUACUGCUGAAACAGUUCUACGUGGAUAAAGAUGGACAGAAGGUGGUCAAACUCGGCCACCGGGAGUUCCGAUAUCACCAGGACUUUGCUUUGUAUCUCAGUACAUCUGUACCACUGUUUCUAAAAGGUGAUGGUAUCCAUGCUGUCCCCCUACACCGGAUGUGCAUCAUCAACAUGAGUCUAAGUGAUGAAUCCAUCAUCAACCAUCUGUUGAUAGAGACGAUGAAGGUCGAGAGGAAGGAGUUUGAGGGACAGAAACGCUCCAACGAAAAUGACAUCAUCCUCCACAGACAGCGACUGGCCAAGGAACAUGACAUGAUUCGUGAGAAGACUCUGAAUUUGGAGGGUCCUCUGUUAGAGGACCAGACAAUGCUGAAGUCCCUCCUGGAGUGUCAGGCUGAGGUGGAGAAGAACCGCCAGAUCCUGGAGGAAACUCGAUUCAUGGGGGACCACCUAGAGGAGAAGUUUGCCAACUACAUGCCAAUGAUCAUGCAGUCAGCUGUGUUGUAUAACAUGAUCCGUCGGAUGUGCUCUCUCCAUCCGUACUACUACCUACCCUUCCACAAGUUUAUCCAGAUAUACACUGGGGUCAUCAAAGGCAGAGACAGGGGAAAGGGCAGUAGUGGUGCCCCCCAGGCCAGGGCCCAGGAAUUAAUGGACGCCACAUCCACUGCCAUCUUUAAGUAUGUCUCCAUGAUGAUGUUUGAGCAGCACUUCACCCUGCUACAGCUGCUGGUUUCCAUGGAGAGGAUGAGGAUGAAUCGUAAAGCCUCCACCAAAGAGCUCAGUCUCUUCAUCAACGGCUUCGACAAGCAGGGACUGGACGAGGCAACGGUGCUGGAAUCCAAACCUGCUGGAAUGUCCAAUCAGGCCUGGAUUGACUGUGUAGUGGUGGAACAGCUCCACCAUCCAUUUAAUGGUUUACGGCGGUCACUCAUCCAGAACUGGAGGCAGUGGGAGGAGUACUUCAGUCACCCCAUUGUUCUGAUGAACCCUGUCCCCGGGAAUUACCUCCAGGAACUCUCCAUCUUCCAGAAAUGUAUUCUGUGGAAGAUCUGUAGACCUGAUAGGGUGUAUGAGUUAGCCAGCAUGAUGACAUUGUAUGAAUUAGGGAAUGUACGAAUGGUGGCCGAUCACUAUAACAUACGAGAAGUCUACAACUUUACAGACAAAACAACACCGGUGGUGUUUAUCUCCCCUAACCCUGUAACUGAUACAGAGUCCAGUGAUGGUACAAAUGGUUACUCCUACAUUAGUCCAUCUCAUGAAGUCAAGAGACUAGCAAAGGAAGUGGGAAUGGAAGGAAGGGUAAAAGUCAUGAACUUUGGUGUCAAAGGUCAGAUAGGAGAGGUCACCCAGGCUAUUGAGGACUGUAUACAGAAUGGCUACUGGCUGCUGCUACAAAACUACCACCUGUCUGAGGAACCCAAUCCACAGUUCUAUACACUGCUUAAGGAUAUUGUGUAUAGUAAGUGGAUAGAACAUGAGAGACUGAGACAGCACACAGAAAUUGCUGAUGAAGGAGCCAAUCUGGUCACCCAUUCCAAGCCUCCAGAUGACCCGAUGUUAAACCUCCGCAUUCACAACACAUUCCGACUGUGGAUCACAACUCAGGCCGAUUCUACAAGACUUAUUCCAGGGGUGCUUGUCCAACAUGGGAUCAAAGUAACCUGUGAGAAGACUGGAAACUUUAAGUCUACCUUGCAGAAGUCGUAUCGCUCUGUGGCCUUCUUACUGAACAACUGUAAACUUCCCAAUGAUGAGAAUGUCAGUAAGGCUUCCCGCAUCAUGCCUCUGGCCUUGCUCCACUCUCUCCUUCUACAACAGAGCUUUUAUGGUAGGAAUGCCUUUGUAAAUGACAAUGACUGGACAUUAACUGAUUUAGCUCUGGCCGUGGAGGCCUUUAAGAAGGUGAUGACCAAGUGUCCGUGUGGUCUAGGUGUGUCCAAUCUAGUCUCCCAGAUCUACUCCAACCACUGCACAGAUUUGACCGAUGCUCGAAUUGUUGAAGCUCUGGCCAAGCUCUUAUCACAGUAU
Molecule: messenger RNA, 15494 nt
Organism: Saccostrea cuccullata (small rock oyster)
Lineage: Eukaryota; Metazoa; Mollusca; Bivalvia; Ostreida; Ostreidae
Product: dynein heavy chain domain-containing protein 1-like
Exons: 94
Biological process (GO): microtubule-based movement
Cellular component (GO): dynein complex
Molecular function (GO): ATP hydrolysis activity; minus-end-directed microtubule motor activity; ATP binding
Source: RefSeq, a predicted model, not a curated record